Molecule: messenger RNA, 2284 nt
Organism: Astyanax mexicanus (Mexican tetra)
Lineage: Eukaryota; Metazoa; Chordata; Actinopteri; Characiformes; Acestrorhamphidae
Gene: irx3b
Product: iroquois homeobox 3b
Exons: 2
Coding region: 247-1332 (361 amino acids)
Biological process (GO): regulation of transcription by RNA polymerase II; cell development; neuron differentiation
Cellular component (GO): nucleus
Molecular function (GO): RNA polymerase II cis-regulatory region sequence-specific DNA binding; DNA-binding transcription factor activity, RNA polymerase II-specific
Source: RefSeq, a predicted model, not a curated record
UCCUGCUCAAUCCUGCGAGGAGGCGAUGUGUGUGAGCAGUGUGAUGUGUCUGAGGAGUGUGUGGAGUGUACGGAGCUGACCUCAGUCCCCCCACACACACAGCACUAAAGCGCGUCCGCGGCAGGACAGGGCAGGGAGCGCGCGCUGCUCAUCGGCCCGUUGGUUUCUCGCGGAUUUCUGGAACUCAAAGGAAAAGCGCUGCAUCUCCGCACGAGCCUCUCCGGACAGGAUACUCCGGACAGGAACAUGUCCAUCCCGCAGCUUGCCUACAAGUACGGCCGGGCGCUGUACCCCGCCGAGGCCCCCCACGGGCCGCCCGGGGGUCUGUCCGGGGCACUGGCCGCCCUGUACGGAGCGCCCUUCAGCGGCAGCAGCCACGGAUACAGCGCCUUCCUGCCUUACUCCGGCGAGCCGGCCGCGCUCGGACACCUGGCCUCUCCAUACGAGCUGAAGGACAGUCCAGGCAUCCAGCACCCAGGCUUCCCGCACGCCCACGCGCCCUUCUUCCCCUACGGCCACUACCAGCUCGGCGACCCCUCACGGCCCAAGAACGCGACCCGCGAGAGCACGAGCACCCUGAAGGCCUGGCUGAGCGAGCACAGGAAAAACCCGUAUCCCACCAAAGGCGAGAAGAUCAUGCUGGCCAUCAUUACCAAGAUGACCCUCACACAGGUCUCCACCUGGUUCGCCAACGCCCGCAGGAGACUGAAGAAGGAGAACAAGAUGACCUGGGCUCCAAAGACCAGGACAGACGAAGAUGGGAACGUGUUCGCGAGCGACAACGAGGAGGGCGAGGAGGAGGACAAGAGGGACGAUGACGACGACGAGGAGGAGAUCGAUCUGGAGAAUAUCGACACCGAAAACAUUGAGAGCAAGGACGAGCACCCCGAUUACCGGGGCGACCUUAAACCGGACUCCAGAGGGGCAGACAGGAGCGACUCGGAGGAGUUCGAGGACACGCAGGGGCAUGAGAAAAGUUUCAUAAAGAGCGUGAUAAAGGAGAGCAGGGACAGUACAGCACAGGGGACACGGGACGACCACAGCAAAGGACCAGCAGCCGAACCUUUGGGCAAUCUGAGUCCACCGCAAAAGCCCAAAAUCUGGUCGUUGGCUGAAACCGCGACUACACCGGACAACCCGAAAAAGUCCCCGCCGCUGCUGAACAGGAGCCACGGGCCACUGCAGAGCUCGGUGGGGAACCUCCACAACUGGACUAAAAUGGCCUUUUCAGCCCAGCACAUGUCUUUAAGUAACCAUUACCUGGGACUUAAACACGCGGCCAACAGCACAGUCUCAAACCAGCACAUGGACAGCAGGACUCACGUCUUAUGAGCCGUUUCUAAUUGACAAUGGACUCUGAAUAUUAUUAAUAUUAUUAUUAUUUCUUUUUCGUAAUGUUUUGAUAUUCUCCAUCUAAAUGUAAUAAUUUUCACACCACAAACACUGCUUUGGUUUUCCGAAAUUAUAUAAAAAUACCUAUUGAUUUUUUAAAAGGAAAAAAAAACCCGACACAUUUAAUUUGUAAUAGACGGAUGUUGCCUAGCACUUCCCUUCAGAUGAGAGUAUAAUAGAGUAAAGGUUUAUAUUGCUAACUUAUGAACAUUUUCACCAGGUUUAUUUAUCAGAUCACGCUAUUGUCUCAUUUAUCUCUGGACACAUUUCUUUUUUUUAUUCACGAUCUGCAUUAGUUCCAUUAUUUUAUUUCUAUCUCUAUUAUUGUUUUUAUUUUUGUGUUUGUUGCAGAAUAACACACCAAGCCAAAAUUAAGCACCGACCCAUUCUCUCUGUGUGAGAUCUAAAGAGUGCAUGUUGCCUUUUUAUGAGCACUAAUGAGCCUCAAUCGCUCUAAUCUUGUUUUAGACCUUUACACACACACAAAACACACACACACACACACGGACGUAACUAAAUGUGUUUUCGCAUUUUCCAGAGCUUUUUUUUUUAAACCGCAGAUUGCAUUCGGUAAUUUACUCCAAAUGCAGCGCUUUUAGAAGUGUAUUUUGAUCGCAAUUCGUUCCCUUUAGCACACACAAAAAUGCAUUAAUUUUAGAAAAAUUAAAACACCUAUAUUGACAUAUAUUUUCCCAACAUACAUCAUUUUAUACUUGUCAUGAAGGCACGUUGUGUUGAACCAUUUCAUUCGUUGCUUUUCUAACUGGUGUUCACUACGGAAUGGAGUAGGUUGUGUUUAUUGGUUUUGUAAAUGUAAGAUGAAUUUUACCUACUUGAAAAUAAUAUUGUACAAAACUAUAUUUUAAAUAUUAAAAACGAAGACACACUUUUA